AUGGAUUUGCAUCUGAAGGGUUUGUUUGAUAGAUAUCAGGAACAGUUUGGGUGUGGACCUGGACUUGGUCCUGGAUCUGGGACAUGUUUGAUGAAAGUGGAUGGCAUUGCUCCUAAUUUCAUCAGAUCUAUAUACAAAGCUUCUGCGGCUUUGUAUAGAACUGAGCCGUGGAAAAGGUUGCGUCCGGUUCACUAUUUUGGGGUUCGGGUUGGAAGGGACUCAGAUUGGAAUGCUAAGAAACAGCCGUUUUCGUGUGUUCAGUUCAUUGGAGGUGAUGGAGGAGAUGUUGGUUUCUAUAUGUAUAGAUCAGAGAAUGAUGCUAAGAAAAUGACUGGGGUUAGAGAGACUGUCCGUGUUCCGAAUGCUGAGGUUCUGAGGGUUACUUAUGAGGUGGAGUCUUUGAUGUUUCCUUUGAACCGCAAACUGAUUAAGUCAUUGUUGCUUGAAGCGUCGGGGAGUGAUCGAUUUCCUGUUAUUGAUGUUGCUCGGUGCACGGUUGCUGGUGAUCUUCAGUUUAGAAAUACGACUCUUGAUGAGCUUAGGUUUGUGUAUGCAUUCAUGAAGGCUAUUUAUAUGGUUCACCCUUUACUUCUGGUGGCGGACAGGGAAGGUGGUUCGAAGUAUUCGACAAUGGUGAACUUUGAACCUUUUAUAGAAACAGUUGAUGUUCAGUGGCCACCAGAAGUAACUAAGGGAGGUUAUGACCUUGUUGCUGUCACUGUCUCACAUCCACCUGGUCGGGCAUAUGAUGAAAAAUCUAGUAGUGUGAGUGCUGGUUCGACGCCGACUAAAUACGUAGAACCGCCCAGGGACGACACUUUCAUUGACCCAAAUGCAUACUCAAGUACUGGUUUGAGACAGUGUGCAAUGUGUGAGAGAGAAGUGUUUGGAGAACAGUCGAUUUGUUGCGGCCGAUGUAGAACGGUAGUUUAUUGCGGUUCAAUCUGCCAAAAGCAACACUGGAAUGAGACACACAAAAACUUGUGUGGACUUUACAGGGCCAUGAUGGAAAGGGAAGAAGAACUAGCCAUAAACAUUUUCUUGUUCCCAUGUUCUGCUGACCAACCUUGCAAGUGGCUUGAAUCGUUAGAUAUUCACCAGAAGGGUAUGUGGAGAAGAAAAUGCAGUUGUUAUACUCACUGCCCUUUUGGUCUCCUUCCAUUGAAAGGUGGCCUGCACGAACAAUGGGGUGAACUCGAUGAAUUCGAAUAUCCUCACGACACUUCCUUCAAUAACAAUUUCACCCCAAGCCUGUUACUUCUCUCGGGUUGGUCGGAGUACUACAACCUUCGCUCACUUCCAUUGUCAAGUCCUGUUGCCGAUAUACUCUCGCAUCCGUUGACUGUGUAUCACAUACUAACUACUCUUAAUGUAGGUUCAAAGAACCUUUUAUUGAAAGGGAAGGAAGUGAUUAUUCAUUACCUUGGCCCGGAAGGCGAGUUAGAUUGGAUGCCAGCAUUUGCAGAAGUGGGCCAUUUACUUCAUGGAAUGGGAAAUGUACAAAUAGUGAUGGUAGGACCAGAAGUUCCAACAAAUUUAUCCGGUACAACAUCAGGAAUAGGAAGCAGAGUAAGAGUGAAUCUUGUGAGAGGUGUUUAUCAGGUGGAAGCCUCAUACCUACCUUCUCCACAUGUUGUUAUUGCCCUGAACUCUAGAUUAGAAAAUUAUUCUAGUUGGGGUGGAGCACUCGAUUUAAUUAAAUCAAUCGGUGUGCCUGCUUUCUUUACUGAUCAAUCCGAAGCUUCGUGUGUAAAUGCUAAACAAGUCCUUCGUAAUGCUGGACUUCACAUCACACAUCCGGUGACACCGAAUCCUUUUCGUUCGCCCGUGAAAAAUCUCACGCCUUCCAGCAAUCUUCCUUCAUACAGUAACGGUUUUGUGUUUGGCGUUAACACAUGA
Lathyrus sativus (Indian pea) is the source of this 1899-nucleotide messenger RNA. The record is from the annotation of a GenBank genome assembly. NCBI's taxonomy places the organism in Eukaryota, Viridiplantae, Streptophyta, Magnoliopsida, Fabales, Fabaceae.